Messenger RNA from Moneuplotes crassus, 743 nucleotides. The record is from the annotation of a GenBank genome assembly. NCBI's taxonomy places the organism in Eukaryota, Ciliophora, Spirotrichea, Euplotida, Euplotidae.
UAUGGACUGUGAUCAAACCAAUACAGCAAAACAUGAAGAAGUUUCUUCAGAAGGAACUUUAUGAAGGAAUCAGGCUUAAUAAAGCUGCCAGGUUGCAGCCAAUCCUAUUUUUAGUGAGAAGAGCAGCUCUCUGAUUGAUAAUUACACUAUGCAGAUCAAUUGAUAGAUUUAUAUUCAUGGGUAUUUAUUCCUUCAUAAACCUGGUUCAUUGAUUGCUAAUAUGAUGCAUCAGGCCAUUUAAGAACACUUCUGAAAACAUCACAGAUGUAAUGAAUGAAGUGUUUCUAGUAUUUUUCAGCAUUUUCUUGGCCUUUCACCGCUUGGAGAGUGAUUGGGAUUCUACAAAAACAGCUGCUUUUUACUGGAUUUUGGUCAUGAACAACAUGCUAAAUGCUUUGUUGUCAAUAGGUAAGCUCUUCACUAAGGUUAAGGCAUUUUCAUAUACACCCUCUGUACUUACAAAAAGAAUCCAAAGAAGAGGAUCAAGAACAGAAUGAUAAAGAUCUCUCCAAAUAAGAUCAAGAACACACAGCUGAAUAUUUCAAAAUGCUUACCUAGACUGAAAAAGAACGCUGAUCUCCGUCGUUAUAAAUACAGGAACGAAUCUUUCCCCGAUGGAGGAAUGAACUCCUCUGUUAUAAAUCCCAGUGUUUGCCAUCUGAAUAAGGACAUGUAAAAUAUACAGAAAUCUUAAUCGAUGGGACAGAGCAUCUUGUACUUGCUACAUUCCUUCUGUAGAUUUA